CGCGUUCGUGAAGCGGCAGAGCCAAACGUUCGCGCUAAUUGCAAGGGGGAACGCAGCUCAGAGCAUCACCACCCGCGCCAUUAUCGGCUCGGGAAAACAACAUUCACUUGUAAUCAUAAUAAUACAUCGCGCACACCAAAAAUAUAAACAAUGCAAACGGUUACGGAUUCUAAAUGCAUACAUACCAGCAACGAGGGAGGGUACAUGUAAAAAUAUAUAUAUAUUACAGCACACGGACCAAUCGGUGGGUAAUGAUGUCGAGCAUGGCGAGGUGUGAUUUCAAUUUCAAAUGGUCCCUAUUCACCGGCGGCUGAAAGGAGCCACCCAUCCUAGCCAGAGCGCACGACUUACAGCCACACACACACACGCACACCCUCAUCACACUGGCAGAUUCACAGCAGUCGCGCAAACAAUCACGGAGGAAAGACUCCCAGCAGACGCGCACACACUCAAGAAAGACAGCAGACGCGCACACACUCACGCACGGAGACUCACAUCAGACGCGCACACGCGCACGAAAGAGAGCACACGCGCACACACUCACGCACGGAGACUCGCAUCAGACGCGCACACACGCACGAAAGAGAGCACACGCGCACACACUCACGCACGGAGACUCGCAUCAGACGCGCGCAGACACCAGCGGGGGUUGGCGGCAGGGGGGGUGGUGGUCCUCUUCAUCCGCCAGGCAGACACCGCGCGCCUCGCGUGCUCACUGCACGAGUCGGAGCCUCCAUCCACUCGCUCACAUCCACCAUCACUAAACGCGCUUGCUCGGCAUUCUGGCGUAGUUUUAUUGUCUUUGUUGUGAUGUUUAUAGCAUUAGAAAUAUAGCAUUUCUCAUUCUCGUCUUUUUUUUUUCAAAUUUCUUUCCCCUCCCGUCUGCAACGUAAUUAAAAAAAGGAGUACACAAACAACCCGGAUGAAAUAGAGGAACCGAAAAUGAGAUUGGAGACACUUGCACAGUGUGUCGCGGAAUAAGAUAACAUAGGCUGCAGUAGUGUAGCUCGUGCAGGGUCUACGGUAGAGAUAUCGCGUGGAGGACGAGGUAGGCUCAUUGAGAUAUAAACAAGACAGGCAGGUAGGUAGGCAGGCACGUGGGUAGGCAGGCAGGCAGAUACAGGAAUAGGUGGCAAUGCGCGUGGACGAGAAGGCAGAGGGGCCCGACUGCGACUUGGCCCCGCUGUGAUCUGGCAUCUGGGAUGCGGAUGAGUCGUCAUGCGGGGCUCAGCCUGUGCCUCCCGGCUGCGCGCCCUGCUGCCCGCAGCGCUCUGCUGCCUGGCGGCGCUCGCCGGCGAGAGGUCGUGGGGUCUCCCCGCCGGACUUGGCUCCCAGGGGCACAACGGGUCGGCUCCCUGCACUGCGCCGGCCAGCAAUGGCACCAGCAGAAGCAGCGCUGCGCAGAACUGCUCGGAUGUCACUGCACCAGUGAGCAAUGUCGGAGCAUCUGUGUGUGAUGACAGCACGUGUAAGCAUGGUGGUAUGUGCACCGCCAACCUGCUGGGGAACAUCACAUGCACAUGUGAAUUCCAGUGUUUCCCAGAUGUUGUGCCAGUGUGUGGCUCCGACGGACUAAGCUACCAGAACGAGUGCCACCUGCGCCAGACAGCGUGUCGCUUGCAGCGCAUCAUCACUCAAGCUGCGCCCGGACCCUGUUACACCGAACUCGGCUCCGGAUCAAGUAAUGGAGCCGACUACGAGGGGUCCGGGUCGGAACAUUACAGAAAGUCGACCAAAUGUGGGAUUUGCCUGUACGGAUCUGAAUGCGAUGAGGAUGCUGAGGAUAUUGGCAGGUGCGUGUGCAACAUCGACUGCACGGGACACAACUCCAACCCCGUGUGCGCGUCAGAUGGGGUGUCGUAUGAGAACCCCUGCCUGGUGAAGGAGGCGUCCUGCAUGAAGCAACAGCUCAUUGAGGUCCGCUUCCUGGGGAAGUGCAAUCCAGCAGACAGCACCCGUGACCAAGAAGAGCCAGUGGUGAGGGACCGCGGGGAGCUUUGCCCUGAGAGCCUCCAGAACUAUUGUCGCAACGGACAAUGCCAUUAUUCGCACACGCAACGCCAUGCCUCCUGCAUCUGCGACCCAGGCUUUCUGGGCCAGCAGUGUGAGAGCGAGGAGAGCAGCAUGCUGUACGUGAUCCCUGACGGAGACAACCUGCGCUACGUGCUCAUCGCCUCGGUGGUGGGCGCCGUGCAGAUCACCAUCACGUUCGCGCUCGUCGUCUGCGUGGCCAGGAGAUGCCCGAAAAACAGAAGACGGCGGUAAAAGUGAAUUGUACGCUUUCUUCAAAAAGAACAACAGAAACUUCAAUCAAAGUGCGAAACACUCUAAUGGCUUACUUCCCAUGCCACCAGUAAACCUGCCCGUGGCAUUGAUUGGGAAUAGCCACUUUUGGAUCACUAAUACAAAUGUGAUGCGUUGGUGGGGCUUGAGAGAAUUUUAAAGAAAUCAAGUUUGCAAGGAAAAGGUUUUUUUUAAAAGCAUUCACCGCAAGGCUCUCAUAUGUCUCCCCAUAUCCCAUGACGCUCCUGCAUCUCCGUGGCCAUAUGUUGAACGUCUGAACACUGUGCCAUCUGAAUGAGUGAGUGCGAGGUGCCUGUCCCCACCAUGGCCCUGUGAUGAGGACUAACUUGAGAGCCAGGGCUGCACGUCUGUUCAUGCGGCUCGCUUCAUGUGCCACUAUUCAUGGUAAAUAGACAGGUGAGGCGUAUGUUACAUCGCCUUACUUGUUUAUCGAUGAAUUAUUACCUACAAUCUGCCAAGGCAGUACAUAUUUAUAUCGUUCGAUGUCAUUUAUUUCUGUGGUGAGUUAAUAUAUUGUACACUUUUCUAUUUAUUUUCUUUUGCCAACUUUCAUUUUGCAUAACUACGAGUCGACAAAAAAAUGUAACGUGUCAGAAAAGGUUGGGUUAUUCUUAAAUGGCUACUUUGCCAAUUGCUUUUGUUUAUAUAAAACCAUGUACAGUAAUUACCAAUAGUGUGCAAAAUCAUUCCCCUCUGGUAAUGCGUCUGGAUAAGCCCUCUGCUAGUUUGGAAAGCUGUCGUUGUUGUACGUACUGAUCUGUGUGUUCAAUAAGAAGUGUAAAAACUAUAAUGGGCAAACCCAAUGUUAAAUUACCCAGCAAGGCCCAGUGGCAUGCACACAAUCCAUAGAAGGGCGGUGGGGGGGGAUGGGAGGACAAAGAGGUUAAAGAAUUCCUACAAGGUUGCUAAGCAAAUCGUUAAUUUGCAUACAGCAUGACUGCUACGACCCAGAUGUGCCAUCCUGAACGAUCCGCAGAUUACAUUCACGUAGCUCGGCUCGUAAACCAAGAGUAUUGCUCCUGCGGGUACCCCCUGGAGCAGGAUUUUGUGCAGGCCACUCAUGAGGUCACUUUAAAAUAGAUCGUGUAGAAUUCCUUUCUGAAAUUUGCUUCAAGCAUCUGUUUUUUGUGUGACCUGCUUGAAAUUGCAAAAAACAUGUAAAUAAAAUGAGUUUCGUGUUGUUA
This is a messenger RNA of Petromyzon marinus (sea lamprey), 3488 nucleotides long. Its product is annotated as tomoregulin-1-like. Gene Ontology annotation, molecular function: protein binding; metal ion binding. The record is from RefSeq and is a predicted model, not a curated record. Gene Ontology annotation, cellular component: plasma membrane. NCBI's taxonomy places the organism in Eukaryota, Metazoa, Chordata, Hyperoartia, Petromyzontiformes, Petromyzontidae.